Molecule: messenger RNA, 1325 nt
Organism: Suillus paluster
Lineage: Eukaryota; Fungi; Basidiomycota; Agaricomycetes; Boletales; Suillaceae
Exons: 6
Coding region: 120-1226 (368 amino acids)
Molecular function (GO): dioxygenase activity
Source: RefSeq, a predicted model, not a curated record
GAGCACUACCCAUAGGUUCCGCCCACUUGCUAAUUACUACUUACAAGGGUCACGACGUCAACACCACGUAGCCAAUUUGAAGUUGCCUUUUGUCCUCGCGCCAGCACCAGUAGAUAAAAAUGCUUGUCCUAAGAUCAUUAAUACGCCCGGUCGUUUUCCGUGCAGUCCACCUGCAUUCUAUGGCUGCACCCAGAUAUAAUAGCACACUCGCUGAGGAUGUUCGCUCGGAUUCAACUUUCAGGAUACCCCUCAUUGACUUCGCAGCCUAUAAACAAGCUACCUCUUUAGCUGAGAAGCGUUGUAUCGCGGAUGACAUUGUAAAUGGAUUCAAGGAGGUUGGUUUCGUGUAUUUGACAGGCCAUGUGAUUGCACCCGACACGGUCGACCGCGUAUUCCAGAAGAGCGCAGAAUUCUUCCAAUUGCCUGAAGAGACGAAGGCAAGGCUGGCAUGGGACGACCCUAAGGCUAACCGUGGUUUUGUCCAAGUCGGACGUGAGCGUGUUACUACUUCAGUUGAUGCAGCCGAGAUUGCUGCACAACGCGCAAAGGCUCCAGACACCAAGGAAUCCAUGGAAAUCGGGCGCGAAAAUCACCCUACGUUCAGAAACAAGUGGCCUCAGGAAAGCGAAGCACCUGAGUUUAAGCAGACGAUGCUCCACUUCUUCCAGACUUGCCACGAACUGCACACUAUGGUCAUGAGAUCGAUUGCCUUAGGUCUCGACCUUCCCGAGGAUUUCUUUGACAAGAAGAUUGAUCAUCAGGACCAUAACUUACGCCUUCUGUCCUAUCCUCCUAUUCGAACCUCUUUACUUUUAGGUGACGGUCAAGCCAGAGCUGGUGCUCACACAGAUUACGGAACCUUGACGCUCUUGUUCCAGGACUCGAUCGGUGGUUUAGAGGUCCAGAACCCCCACACGAAGCACUAUCAACCUGCUUCACCCAUACCCGGAACCAUCGUCGUAAACGCUGGUGACCUUUUGGCGCGCUGGAGCAACAAUUUCUUCCGCUCAACUCUUCAUCGUGUAGUUGCCCCGCCUGCAAUAAAGAUCAACGCUACCGAAGGCACGACGCCCGCACGACAGUCUGUUGCGUUCUUCUGCAACCCGAAUUUCGACGCCACCAUCGAGUGUUUGCCUACUUGCACAAGUGUAUCGAAUCCAAGCAAAUUCCCCCCACUUACUACGGAGCAAUACAUCGUAGGACGUUUGGCGGCUACUUACUCAUGAGUUAAGGCUGGAUACGAGAUCAUUCUUAUUUGAACAUUGUUUAUAUACCAUUUGUGCAACGACAAUACGUAUGCAGGGUGGUGUCUAGGAUGUAUGCAA